AUGGUGCCGGUUAAGAUAUUCAACGGGAAUAAGAGCGUUUCGACAGUGGCGUUUCUAGACGAGGGGUCUUCGUAUUUGUUAGUGGACAGUUAUUUGACCAGAAAACUGCAGUGCAACGGUAUCACCCAACCGCUCCGUAUAACGUGGACCGCAGGGGUUUCUAGACUGGAGAAGGAUUCGCAAAAAAUCCAGCUGACGAUCUCAGCUACUGGAUCGAAUGAAAGAUUUAUCUUGCAGGAUGUACACACCGUAAGCAACCUGAAGUUGCCGACACAGGCCAUGACUUUCGCUGACGUAGCCGGAAAGUAUCGUCAUCUGGAAGGGUUGCCAGUGACCGAUUACGCUGCAUCUGCACCAUUGCUUCUGAUUGGACUCAAACAUAUCGAGCUUUUCGCCCCGUUGGAAUCUCGUGCGGACAACCAGGCGAACCGAUUGCCGUGCGCUCUAAACUUGGUUGGACGAUCUACGGAUCGCAAGACCCAACGCAAGUCACAGUACACAGUCGUAGAAAAGGGCUUCUCGGCGGAUUUGAUGCCGGAAUCAGACGAUGAUCGAAAAGCUCGGGAAAUGCUGGAGGAGAAAACUGUUCGCGUCGGCGAUAGGUUCAUGACUGGACUGCUGUUCAAGGAAGACAACCCAACGUUUCCGGACAGCCUACCGAUGGCGCUGCGGCGCAUGAAGAGCCUGGAGAAGAAAAUGUCGAAAAACCCUAAGUUGAAAGCUGCAGUGAAACAACAAAUAAUCCAGUAUCUGGAAAAAGGCUACUGUCAUAAAGCAACGAAGGAGGAACUGGCAUCUGUAAUCCCUGGCAAGGUUUGGUACUUGCCGUUAAACGUUGUUGUCAAUCCGAAAAAAGACAAGAUUCGCUUGGUAUUGGACGCGGCGGCCGAAGUGAAUGGUGACAUCCGUGAGAUGUUUCACCAGCUCAAAGUUCGACCGGAGGACAGACUGGCGCAACUGUUUGUAUUUGGAAACGAAAUCUACGUGAUAGAUUGUGUCAUUUUUGGAGCCACCUGCUCUCCUAGUAUGGCAAUGUUCGUGAAAGACAAGAAUGCUCGGGACUACGCUGAACAGUUCCCAGAAGCUUAUGAUGCAAUCGUACACAAGCACUAUGUGGACGAUUACUUCGACAGCACGGACACUGUCGAAAAGGCUGUCCAGCGGGCAAGCGAGGUAAGAUUCGUUCACUCUAAAGGCGGUUUCGAAAUCAGAGGCUGGGUGUCAAAUUCUCUGGAAUUCCUGGAACGCAUGGGUGAAACGGAGAAGAAACAAGCAAUUCAUCUCGACUCGGCUAAUCCGGAACGCGUUUUGGGGAUAGUGUGGAACACAAAGGACGACGUCUUCGCAUUAACAACCAAGAUGCGCGACUCGUUAAUGCCAUACCUGUACGAUGGAAAGGUCCCUACGAAACGCGUAGUGCUUAGUUGCGUCAUGAGUCUCUUUGACCCGCUAGGACUAUUGGCGCCGUUCACAUUUUUUGCGAAAGUGCUGAUCCAAAUCCUCUGGAGAAAAGGCUGCGAAUGGGACCAAGUCAUCGACGGAGAAGCGCUGGAGGGUUGGAAACGGUGGACGAGCUAUUUGGGAGCUGUAGAAGCGGUAAAGAUACCGCGGUACUACUUCGGCGACGGUCUUGCUCUCGAAUACUCAACGCUGCAGCUGCACAUUUUCGCAGAUGCAAGCGAGAAUGCAUACGGCUGCGUAGGCUACUUCCGCAUCUUAGCUGGGGAGGUCCCUCGAUGUGCGUUGGUGCAAGCAAAAUCAAAAGUCGCACCGAUCAAGCAAGUGUCGAUCCCGCGGCUGGAAUUGAUGGCGGCCGUACAAGGAGUUCGUCUUGCGGAAAACAUCAAAGACAAUCAAGGUCUGAACAUAGAACAAGUGUUCUACUGGACAGACUCACGCACCGUUCACUCAUGGGUUGUUUCCGAUCAAAGAAAAUAUAAGGCUUUCGUUGCAUUUCGGAUUGGAGAGAUUAUCAGCCGGUCGCGGCCAUCAGAGUGGCGGUGGGUACCCACUAAACUGAAUGUUGCGGACCAACUAACGAAAUGGAGCAAUGGUCCGCAGCUUGAUUCAAACAGUUCUUGGUUGCGGGGUCCGCAGUUUUUGUACAAACCAGAAGCUGAGUGGCCAUUACAGCAAUUCAAAAAACCGAAUGUCGAAGAUGAGAUGCGAGCAACAUUUCUGCUACACGACGUCGAAGUACAAGGUCAGUUGGUGGACAUAUCCAGAUUUUCUAAGUGGAACGUGCUUAUCAGAACGCUGGCAUGUGUAAAUAGGUUCAUCAACAAUCUGCGAGCGAAGCGACAAGGGAAGGUGAUAGAAGUUGUUCCAGCACCGCCGAAAAUUAAAGCAUUAGUACUAAGGAAGUUAUCGGCUAUCGAGAAGCCGAUCGACCGCGAAGAACAUCAAGUAGCAGAAAGAGCGUUGUUGAAGUUGGCACAAGUGGAGGCAUAUCCGGACGAAGUGAGAACUUUGUUGAAGAGUCGUCAAGCAAAAUGUUCAACCGGAGUGAGUCUGGAAAAAAGCAGUCUUCUCUACAAGCUGUCACCGAUACUGGAUGAGUUUGAUGUAAUACGAAUGGAAGGACGGUUGGCCACGGCGGACUUUUUACCCUUCGAACUGCGUUACCCGAUAGUGUUGCCAAGGGGCCAUCAGAUCACGCGUAAACUUCUGGACCAUUAUCAUCAAAAGUUCGGCCAUGCAGGACGAGAGACGGUCACCAACGAAGUGCGACAGAGGUUCUGCAUUCCGCAUCUUCGAGCCGAAAUAAAGAAGGUGAUGGACAGUUGCAUGUGGUGCAAAAUUAAGAAAUGCAAACCUGACACACCGAGAAUGGCACCGUUACUAACACAGCGUAUAACGCCCAAUCGUCGUCCGUUCAGCUUUAGUGGAGUCGACUUCUUCGGUCCCCUGGAGGUAACCGUCGGUCGGCAUGUGGAGAAACGAUGGGUGGCGUUGUUCACAUGUCUCGUUACCAGAGCAAUCCACCUAGAAGUGGCCAAUAGUUUGUCAAGCCAGUCCUGCUUGAUGGCAAUAAGACGGUUUGCAUGUCGACGGGGAAUGCCAGCGGAGUCCUUCUCAGACAACGCGACCAAUUUCGUAGCAGCGAGUAAAGAGGUGAUGAGGAACAUCGUGAUGAGCUGUAGUGAAGCGUUUACGGACGCAAGAACUAAAUGGAAUUUCAUUCCACCAGCGGCCCCCCAUAUGGGCGGGGCCUGGGAGAGAAUGGUUCGAUCUGCGAAGGGGGCUUUAGCGGCAUUGGACGACGGAAGAAAACUUACCGACGAAGUAUUGCUGACGGUUCUGGCUGAGGCGGAAGAUGCGAUCAACUCAAGACCGCUAACAUAUAUGCCGCAGGCGCCGGAUACGGUGGAGGCUUUGUCACCGAAUCAUUUUCUGCGAGGUUAUCCAUCAGGAGGAACAGAGUCGUACGUUAUCCCCGCAAACAAAGCAGAAGCAUUACGGGAUGGUUACAAGCGGUCCCAGUGGUUGGCGGACAAGCUAUGGCAGAGAUGGUUGCUGGAGUAUUUGCCGCUCGUCAACAAGCGUACGAAGUGGUACACAGAUCAUGAACCGAUCAAAGUCGGCAUUGUGGUCUAUCUAGCGGACAACGAAAAUAGGAAGACGUGGGUCCGGGGAAUCGUCGAGCAAGUCAUAAAAGGCAUCGACGGGCGCGUCAGACAGGCGAUUGUACGAACAACCAACGGAGUCUUCAAACGUCCAGUGGCUAAGAUAGCGGUGCCUGAAAUUGAAAGCUGUAAGUCUGGCUCCAAUCCGGAAUCUACACCAGAAUUACGGGGCGGGGCUGUUGCGGAACCACUGGGCGCACUGCCGGACGCCCUAAGCGCUCCCCAGCUGUGA
Messenger RNA from Wyeomyia smithii (pitcher-plant mosquito), 3858 nucleotides. RefSeq lists its product as uncharacterized. The transcript is spliced from 3 exons. Gene Ontology annotation, biological process: DNA integration. Gene Ontology annotation, molecular function: nucleic acid binding. The coding region runs from base 1 to 3858 and encodes 1285 amino acids. Lineage: Eukaryota; Metazoa; Arthropoda; Insecta; Diptera; Culicidae. The record is from RefSeq and is a predicted model, not a curated record.